AUGUUGGGGCCCCCUCCCAUAACGAGAAAACACGCAGUCGUCCUCAUCGCAGCACUGCUACUCGUCAGAGGAAAUCUUGUCAAGCUUGCCGAAAAUAUCCAACUCCCGCGUCUUCGCGCUAAAAAGCUCACUCCGCAGGAACUCACCGAUGCAGUACAACAGGUUUAUAUCGAGGAGGAUGGCCUCAAAAAGCUGCUAGUACCUCAUCGUGAUAGGCUUUCCAAGGUUCCGAUACAUCCGAUCCCGGCCACCAAGUUUCACUCAGACGCUCCGCACUUCCCGCCAAUACAACCUUCAACAAAACCGAAUAUCGAUCGUGUUUUUCUGGCUCAGCUCAAGGCCAUUCUAUUUCGCAUCGCCUUUCCAGCUUUUCGCUCUAAAGAAACCUUGAUCCUCGUUUCCCACUCUUUCUUUCUUGUUUUGAGAACCGUCCUCAGCAUUAUGCUCGACUCUAGGCUUGACGGUGUUAUCGUGAGAGACCUGGUCCGCGCAGAUGGCAAAGGAUUCCUCAAGGGCCUCGGUCUCUGGUUUUUACUUGCCAUUCCGAGCACAUAUACGAAUUCAAUGAUACGACACCUCCAAUCCAAAUUGUCGUUACGAAUGCGGACUCGUGUGACGCGCUAUGCUCAUGAUCUCUACCUUUCCUCCGCACCCCACCUACGCUACUAUCGAACAGGACUUGACGGUGUCGACCAGUACAUCACAGCCGACAUCGAAUCGUGGGCUGAGGCGCUCUCUGGGCUUUAUGGAAACAUCCUCAAACCAUCGCUUGACCUGAUACUUUUUACAUUGCAACUUAGCCGCUCUUUAGGAUAUCGCGGCUCAAUUCUGCUAUAUUCCACCUAUUAUUUGACCGCCGCAAUCCUACGCGCGAUCACCCCGGCUUUCGGGAGGCUGGCUGCUAUCGAAGCUCGCCUUGAAGGAGAAUAUCGAGCUGGGAUGGGCCGCAUAGGUAGAGAGGGCGAGGAGAUUGCGUUCUACGAUGGCGGCGCGAGAGAGUUGGACAUUCUAAGCCGUGCAUAUCUGAGGCUCAUCUCCCACAUCAACAACAUCUACAAGUUGCGUAUUGCAUACGAAUGGACAGAAGACUACGUCAUCAAGUACCUAUGGUCCGCAGCCGGUUAUGGGCUUAUCGCAGUGCCGCUGCUUUUUACAAGACGGCAAAGGCCACCAUCAACAACCGGAAAACAGCAGGAUGAUGCAGUUGCGGGACGAACAGAAACCUACAUUUCCAACAGGCGUCUCCUGAUCUCCCUCGCCGAUGCCGGUGGCAGGCUUAUGUACGCCUACAAGGAUUUGCUCGAGCUUGCCGGUCUAACGACGAGGAUCUACGCACUUAUCUCUACCUUGCAUAACCUCCCGCCAGUCGCCUCGGCGGAAGCUGACGCAGAGUUUAUACGACUGAGCAAAGUGGAUAUCGACAUUCCGCAGUCAACAGACGAUUCUUCGAGAGUGGACUCGACCCCUCUUGUUCGCGAUUUGUCGUUUAUGGUCCAGAACGGCGAGCACUUGAUGAUCACUGGCAGUAAUGGAGUCGGAAAAACAUCUGUGGCGCGCAUUCUGGCGGGGCUUUGGCCUCCUCAAGGUGCUGAUGCAUCAUUGGGGAGGCCACACGACACUGUUGACCGUCCCAACAUCGUGAUUGUACCCCAGCGAGCGUAUAUGGUGACUGGAAGUCUGCUUGAUCAGAUAAUAUAUCCGCACUCUUAUCCAGACUUUGUCAAGUCGGGUAAAACCAUAGAAGAUUUGAAGCAGAUCCUCGAAAUGGUUUUCCUGGCAUACCUUCCAGAACGGGAGGGGGGCUGGACGACCAGGAAGGAGUGGCGGGAUGUGUUGAGUGGCGGCGAGAAACAAAGGAUGGGAUUGGCACGGGUUUUGUACCACUGCCCCAAGUUUGCAAUUCUGGACGAGUGUACAAGUGCGGUCUCGAGUGAUGUUGAGGGCCGCAUGUACGAUAACUUGAAGAAGCAUGGGAUAACUUUAAUUACGAUUUCCCUACGUCCAUCGCUUGCAAAGUACCACACAUUGCUCUUGACGCUGACGGGAGAUGGAACUGGCAAGUGGACACUCUCCAAGGUUGGCACACCCGAGGGACGGAUUGGAAUUGACCGAGAGAUUGCGAUGUUGGAGAGUCGAUUGGAUGAGAAGGGAACGUGGGAGACAAGAUUGAAGGAAUUGGAGGCACUUUUGUCUAUCCAAGAGAAGUAG
This is a messenger RNA of Mycena indigotica, 2208 nucleotides long. RefSeq lists its product as uncharacterized. The record is from RefSeq and is a predicted model, not a curated record. NCBI's taxonomy places the organism in Eukaryota, Fungi, Basidiomycota, Agaricomycetes, Agaricales, Mycenaceae. Gene Ontology annotation, molecular function: ABC-type transporter activity; ATP binding; long-chain fatty acid transmembrane transporter activity. The transcript has 15 exons. Bases 1 to 2208 code for a protein of 735 amino acids. Gene Ontology annotation, biological process: fatty acid beta-oxidation; long-chain fatty acid import into peroxisome; peroxisome organization. Gene Ontology annotation, cellular component: peroxisomal membrane.